This is a messenger RNA of Lasiosphaeria miniovina, 1785 nucleotides long. RefSeq names its product major facilitator superfamily domain-containing protein. Gene Ontology annotation, biological process: biotin import across plasma membrane. Gene Ontology annotation, cellular component: plasma membrane. The record is from RefSeq and is a predicted model, not a curated record. The transcript has 2 exons. Gene Ontology annotation, molecular function: dethiobiotin transmembrane transporter activity; biotin transmembrane transporter activity; solute:proton symporter activity. NCBI's taxonomy places the organism in Eukaryota, Fungi, Ascomycota, Sordariomycetes, Sordariales, Lasiosphaeriaceae. The coding region runs from base 156 to 1556 and encodes 466 amino acids.
GUCUUGAAUAACGAGAAGGAAAAGGAGAGAGCAAAACUCACACAGCCGUGGUGCCCCUGACAAUCAGGAAGCUCGAUCUCCGCAUCAUUCCGGCCUUUUGGGUGCUCUACUUCCUCUGCUCGGCCAUCCGAUCCAACAUUGGCAUCGCCCAGACCAUGAACCAGAGCGCCAGACACGACCUGAUGUCGGUGCUUGGCAUGAACGCCCGAGACACGUCGACCGCCCUAGCCCUCUUCUACGUGUCGUAUGUCAUCUUCGAUCUCCCCUCCAACCUCAUCAUGAGCCGGCUCAGCCCGCGCGUCUGGAUGGCCCGCAUCGUCUUCGCCGUCGGCGUCAUCGGCACCUGCUUCACCGCUGUCCAGGCCGCCUGGAGCGUCAAGCUGCUGCGCUUCCUGCUGGGCGUCGUCAUUGCCGGCAUGUGGCCCGGCAUGGCCUACUAUCUGACCCUAUUCUACCCACCCUCGCGCACCGGCAAGCGCAUCGGCAUGUACUUCACCGCUUCCCAGGUCUCGGCUGCCGUCGUCGGCCUCGUGUCUGCCGGCUUCCAGCAGAUGGACGGCCUCGGCGGCCUGGUCGGCUUCCGGUGGAUGUUCCUCGUCUACGGCCUUUUGGGCGUCAUCCUCGGCGUAAUCCUUCUCUGGUGGCUGCCUGACCGACCUCUGGCGCCCGGAGAGACGCGCGUGAGGAGCUCCUGGAUGAAGUGGUUUCCCGCAAGCCCCGAAGCUCUCAAGGGCGAGGACGCCUUGGUGCACUAUCACGACCUCCGGAGAGUCUACCAUUCGCGCCCCUGGAAUCUCAAGGACCUGUGGCACGUGCUGAUCGACUGGCGCCUGUGGCCCUUGGUGCUCAUGUAUUUUGGAGUUGUUGGCGUCGGAAUCGGCACUCAGCUGUACGGGAACGUCAUCAUCGCCUCCAUCGAUCCCACAUUUACUGGUGUGCAGAUCAGCCUGCUGUUCGCGCCGAUCUGGAUGAUGGACUUCUGUGCAAUCCUCCUGGUUACCCCUAUUUCAGACAGGUUCCACCGGCACCGUGCCGUCUUCUUUUCCGCCGCUGUGUGCAUCCAGAUCGCCGGCCUCCUCACGGUCACCUUCGCCCUGUCUGACCGGUGGGCCAGAUACGGUGGACUACUGCUGAUUGGAUUCGGACUGGGACCCACGGUCCCGAUAUGCAUGACGUGGACAAACGAGAUAUUCCAGAGACGCCACGGCGAGGUCGGCGUCGCAGCCGCAUCUGCCUUGGUUUCGGGCCUCGGGAAUUUGGGGAGCAUCACCACUACCUACGCGCUGUACACAGGAUGGCCAGAGGACGCCGUCAAAGGGCCGCACCAGUACAGACGGAGCAACUUUACCAUGAUUGGGAUCCUCUGCCUCAGCAUUGCUAGCAGCAUUGCGAUGACCAUUCUCCUGCGGAUCUUUGGGAACAAGCCCAAGCAUCACAAAGUCUCGAGCAGCAACAGCUCGGCGGUUGAUUCUGCAGGCGAGUUUCAGGACGGAGCCGCUCGCCGCGAAGCCGAGCAACGGGGAUUCAAGCGCAUGUGGUGGAAUGGUCGGUCUUAGUGGUGCGGAUUGGGGGGCUAUGCGGGUGACAGGUGUGGUGUCACCAUGGGAGGUAAAGGGGGGGUUUUGGUCGAUUCAGCGGUAAUCGUCCCGACCCCUGAAAGGUUCGUUUCUCGACUCUCGUUCAGCAACUAUAUUCGGACCACUUCCGACAUUUCGGAUACACACGUCUUCGAUUCAUAUCCCAGUCUGGGGUUUUACAUGCGUCUUUUCAGACGAGGAAGGGUAC